UUCAGUUCAGGUGAGUUGUCAGGGGAGGGAUAGUCUGACAUGAGAUAAAGGUUGUUGGAAUGUAGGUGAACACGUGAAACCACAUGUUGUUGACUGGAUUCUCUCUUCUUUUUCUUUAUUUUCAGCAAUUGUUGGUUUCUCUCUGUUAGUGUAUUCUCCCUGUCUCCAUUUUCUUUUUCAGUAUUCUCUUACUGAAAGCAUGAUUUUACAGGUUUAGACCAACAAGGAUAAGUCCAAUCAAUUUCUUAAUGGAAGUAUAUUUAGGGCCUUGAGCAAAUGGUGUGGUGGUAGAUGGGUUUCUGGGCCUCCACUGAAUCUUGAACUGAUGAUGGAUUGGCCUGGCCAUAAAUGCAUAGCCACUAUGUUGCUUUUGGUAUCUGAAUUCUGAUAUGGGACUGUCGCUUUCAAUGGUGUAGCCCCUUGGUCUGUAGCUGGGAUGCUGCCUUUGGUUUUGCUCCAUGGAGGAAGAGGUGUUGCAUGAGUCCAGCGUGGACAAAACUCUAGAAAGUCCACGUCAGUCCUCCAGCACCGUCAGGGGGGAGGGGGAGGGGAGAAGCCCGAAGGCAAGAAGAUCUGAAGAAAAGUAGUUGAAGAAGGGAGCGUGCGUGGCAGUGUGAUUGCAUGGGAGUGUCUUAGCUGUCGGUUGGGCAGACAACUUUAGGACUGUAGGGCAUUAACGUAAUUCGACACCCGAAACGAAACUGCAAAACCCACUUCGAUUCUUCACGUCACGUAGAUAGAUUCCAGUCUCGUUGUGUCCUCUUUGGUCAUUUCCUCUCACCACCCCCCGAAAAACACCCCUUCCCAUCUUCUUCUUCCUCGCUUCGACCCUUCCAAAAAAGGAGAAAAACGAGCGUUUCGCAAAAGUGAAAUGCUCCUCACACCUCCCAACCCCGACCACCACUUCUCUGCCUGCUGAUCUUCACUUCCACCGCCCAUGGACUCAGACUCCGCCUCCGCCUCCGCCUCCGCCUCCACCUCCACCUCUCAACCCUCCCGGCGAACCCACUACAGCUUCGAUCUUAACGAAAUUCCUUUACCUUCCCCUCGUCACCAUACGAUUCCCGAAACCGCCGCUCCCUCCACUUCCGCUGAAGUUUCCGCUCCUGCAUGCGGCGGAAGAGCCAAAGUCGAAACUCCCGCGGUUGUCUGCGGCGGCUGUGGCGGCUGCGGCGCGCAAUGUUUGGAUACGAGACAACUAGAAGCUGUUAGGGCUGGGCAAUGGAUGUGUACAAGAUGUACGGGAAAUGGAAAUGGAAAUGGUGGAAGUAGUGGAAGAGUACCGGAGCGGAAUCGCCUCUUCGAUAUCAAUGCGAUGCCGCCGAGUGAUGAGGAGGGCGAUGGGAGCGAGGAAUUGCAGAAUUCUAGAAGUAGAAAUGAAUCCUCAAAUCUUUCAAGAUCCAGUUACUUUAAACACAGUCAAGAAAAUUUUAGAACCAGUUUUAAUGCGGAGAUCUUGUCUGGCAGGGAGGUUGAUGAUUUUCAGCACUACAAAUUCAGAAACAAUUUAAGGGUUACAGCGGCUGAACCCGAGGAAAUGGGUGGGUGCGACUUCCAGUAUGCUAAUAAUGAAUUUCCAGUUCAGUUCGAAGAUUUCUAUAUUCUCUCUCUGGGGAAGAUUGACUCACGACCUUCAUAUCAUAAUUCUAGCCUGAUAUGGCCUGUAGGUUAUAAAUCCAGCUGGCAUGAUAAGAUUACUGGCUCUUUUUUUGUAUGUGAUGUCUUGGAUGACGGUGAUUCUGGUCCAGUUUUCAAGGUUCGAAGAUUUCCAUGCUCCAUGCAGCCCAUUAUUAAUGCAUCAACAGUUUUAUCGAUGCCAAACUUUACCCAAAAUGAUGUUAAAAACAAAGUGGGAAGUGACAAUUCAGCUUCUUUUGGUAUGGAUGAUGAUGAUGAUUCCAGUAUUCAGAUGAUAUUCUCAGAGAAUGACCCUCCAAAUCUUGAUUAUGAUGUUUUAUCAUGUUCUCAGAAUGGUUUGAAUGAAGAUUGUGAUGUUCAAACAAAGAGUAGUUCACAAACAGAAUCCAAUUGCCGCCUUCUACAAAGUUCUGGAAAACUUGUGCUGAGUAAUUUAAGGGUGGAGGAUAAUAUUGGUGAGUUUCUAGUAGAAGCAAGCUCAUCAUCUUCAGCAUGGAGUAAGGUAUCUCAGACUGUGGUGCAUGCAUGCUGUGAAGCAUACAAGCAGACAGGUGUUCUCCAGUUUUGUUGCAAGCAUGAUCUAGAUCAAAUAUGGACACCAUAUGCAACCUUGAAUGCUGAUGCAGCAGCAUCUAUUGGGUCAUUAGCCAAGUUUUGCAAUUUUUGUGGUCCUAUUAACAUUCCGUGUUGUAUUCAGAAUGACAGCGUGCUUGAUACUUCUUGUGACGCAUUGAUAAAAUGGUUAGACCAAGACAGAUUUGGACUGGAUGUUGAAUUUGUACAAGAAAUCAUAGAACAUCUUCCUGGGGUUCAUGCCUGUUCAGAAUAUGAAUUUCUGAAUAGAAGAACUCACAAUUCAACACCACAAACAUUUAGAAGUGGGUUUCUUCUUGCAAAAAGGAAGAGUGAGGUGCAAGGUGGGGAAAAAGCAGGUAAUUUAUUCAAAUGUAAAAGACCUAGGAAACAGGUGGUUGAAAGCCCUGUCAUAAGGGAUUGCUGUCCUCCUGGAAAGCCAUUAAGCUUAACACUUCCUGCCGAUUUGAUUGGUGAUGUUCUUCAGAUUUGGGAGUCAUUAUGGCGGUUCUCCGAGGUUUUGGGGCUGGAGGAACCUAUAUCAUUUGAAGAGCUUGAAGAGGAACUUUUGGACCCAUGCUUUGAUGGUUUAAAUUCACUAGAAAACAAAGAAAAUGGAACACAGGGUGGUAGAGAUUUGUGUAGAAGUGAUGGCACAAAUGGAUGUAACUUGUCUCUAUGCAGUGCUUCUGCAUCAGGUGUUUCUGGGAAGAAUGCACAAGCAUUAAAUACAAUGGAAACAGAGUCUAAGAGAGAAGCUUCUCAAGCUAGAUUGGCAUCUCAUAACUAUGGCAGAUUUAUUGGGGUAGCUUUGACUAAGGCUCACAGCGCACUGCUGAAAGUUCUGGUAGGUGAAUUGCUAUCCAAGGUUGCUGCUUUUGCUGACCCUAAUUUUGAUGCUGGAGAGUCUAAAUCUAGACGGGGAAGGAAGAAAGAUGCAGAUAACUUAAUUCCUGUUAAGAAAAUGAAGGUUGACAAGCUCCCAAUUAAUGAACUUACUUGGCCAGAAUUAGCUCGGAGAUACAUUUUAACCAUCUCAUCCUUGGAGGGGAAAUUUGACUGUGCAGAAAUUAAUAGCCGCGAGGGUUGGAAAGUGUUUCGUUGCCUACAAGGUGAUGGCGGGACACUUUGUGGUUCACUUACAGGAGUGGCUGGAAUGGAAGCGGAUGCACUGCUGCUUGCAGAGGCUACAAUCAAAAUCUUUGGUUCAGUGAAGAGUAAAAAUGACAUUCUGAGAAUAGAUUGCAUCAAAUCUGAUGCAGUUGGUGCUUACAAAACUGCUGAGUUGAAUGAUGGUGAAAUUCCAAAGUGGGCUCAAGUGUUAGAACCUGUGAGAAAGCUGCCCACAAAUGUGGGAGCCAGAAUUAGGAAGUGUGUCUAUGAUGCUUUAGACAAUGAUCCACCAGAAUGGGCAAAGAAGAUAUUGAAGCACUCAAUCAGCAAAGAAGUUUACAAGGGCAACGCAUCAGGGCCUACCAAGAAAGCUGUUAUCGCAUUGCUGGCAGAUGUCCACAGUGGAAAUGUUCAAAGGAGACCUGACAAGAAAAGGAAAGGGAAGCGUGUUCGUUCUGCUUCUGAUCUCAUAAUGAAACAAUGCAGAACUGUUCUACGUCGUGUUGCUUCUACAGAUAAAGAAAAAGUUUUCUGUAAUUUGCUGGGAAGAAUUAUGGAUCCAAAUGAUAACGACGAUAAGGGACUUCUUGGAUUUCCUGCAAUGGUAUCCCGUCCAUUAGAUUUCAGGACCAUUGAUCUGAGAUUGGCCGUUGGAGCGUAUGGUGGAUCAAAUGAAGCCUUCCUCGAGGAUGUCCAGGAGGUUUGGCACAAUAUAUGCAUUGCUUAUAGGGAUUCUGAUGACAUCAGUUUGGCUGAAGCAUUAUCUAAAGAUUUUGAAUCAUUGUAUUCAAAAGAGGUUCUCACCCUCGUCCAGAAAUUUAUGAGUUAUGCAAAUGUUGAAUUUUUAAAUGCUGAGGCCAAGAAAGAGCUUGAAGAUACCAUUGCAUGUGCAGAUGAGAUUCCCAAAGCUCCCUGGGAUGAGGGCCUCUGCAAAGUGUGUGGUGUAGAUAAAGAUGAUGACAAUGUUUUAUUGUGUGAUGCUUGUGAUUCUGAGUACCAUACAUAUUGCUUAAACCCCCCUCUUGCUAGAAUUCCUGAAGGAAACUGGUAUUGUCCUUCUUGUGUUGCUGCUCAGCGUCUCAGUCAGGGCACAUCACGAAGUGCUGAGGUCUUUAGCCGAUGCCGAAGAAAGAGAUAUCAGGGAGAGUUUACUCGCACAUAUCUGGAAACUCUGACCCAUUUGGCAACUAUAAUGGAAAUAAAAGAGUAUUGCGAGUUGAGCAUAGAGGAGAGAGUAUUCCUCCUAAAGUUUUUCUGUGAGGAAGUGCUGAACUCUGCUAUCAUUCGUGAACACCUAGAGCAAUGUGCCUCUUUAUCAGCUGAUUUGCAGCAGAAAUUACGUACACUCUCUUUAGAGCGGAGAAACCUGAAAUUGAGGGAAGAAAUCCUAGCUGUGAAAGUGGAAAAAGCCAACUCAGUUGGGCUUGAUGGGGUUGGUGGCGAAGCUGGAACAGAAGCAGUGGCUAUGAUGCUUAAAAACUAUAGUAAAUUGAUGGUGCAGCCUCUUAAUAAAAGCAACUAUUUUGCAUCCUUCCCCAGUAAUCUGGUAUCAUUAGAGGAUGGUCAGCAGGAGAAUGAGCAAAAUGAUUUCAAUAAACCACCAUACUGGUUCAAUGCAAAAGGCUUUUUGGAGAAACACCAUGCUACUAGUAGAGAUCUGAGUAUGAAGACUCCUGAUACUGAUGAUCAAAUGAAAUAUCAGCACUUGGCCAAGGAUAACAGUGUACCACAUGAGAAUCAUUUUUCUAGUACUCCUUUCUUUAGAAAAGAUGACUUCAGCAGUUUAAACAAGCUACCUCUGUUUACUCCCCAGAGCCAGAAAAUUAACUCGGGUGAAGGAAAUGAUUCCAGGAGUAACUUUAACAGCAAACUGGAGUCAGAAAAGGAUGAUGAUAAUGGUUCUGUGCUGCCUAGUGAAAUUUUGCAACGUGGUAUUUUGUUUGAUGCCAUUAGAACCAAUAUUUCUGAGCAUGUACAUGCUAUGCAUGUGAACUCAGAAAAUAUGUUACUAGACCAUAAUGGCAUUGGUCAACCUGUUGCAAUUGAAUCACAAGCCUACAACCAGGAGGCAGAUUCCCUGAAGAAUGAGAUUUCUGUUUUGCAGGAUUCAAUUGCAAGCUUAGAAUCACAACUUCUGAAGGUGUCCAUGCGGAAGGAGUUUUUGGGAAAAGAUUCUGCUGGGCGCCUGUACUGGGUUUUUUCCAGGGCAGGUACAUCUCCAUGGGUAGUUAUUGAUGGGAGUAUGAUGGCAGGGCUGAGGGGAGGUGAAGCAAAAGAGCAUGAAGACACACUAGCUAACAAUUCCACUCUAAGGGGCUCUUUUCCAUGUGGCAGAGAAAAAAAAUUUAGCUCAAGGGAAUUUAAUAUUUCCAACCGGCACAUGCAUGACCAGGAGUACAGCAUCCCCAUGUCUUUUCCAUGGGUUUCUUGUCAAUCCAAUGAUGAAAUUGAAGAACUCAUUCAAUGGCUGAGAGAUAAUGAGCCAAGAGAGAGAGAGCUGUUGGAAUCUAUUUUGCAGUGGCAGAGAACCAAAUAUAAGGACUCCAACAAAGCUAAAAGUUAUGUUAAGGAUGAGCAACCAACUUCCUCAAAGACCAAAAAUAGCGAAAGAACUCUUGAUUAUCUUAAGACCAGGGCUGGGACUAUCCUGGAGAAGAAGUAUGGCCCUUGCAUGGAGCUAGAAGCCACUGACAUCCCAAAGAAGAGAUGCCCAAACUCAUUAGUAAGGUGUGAACAAAGAAUGCAUAGGUGUGAAUGCCUUGAGCCUAUAUGGCCUUCCAGAAAACAUUGCCUCACUUGUCAUCAAUCAUUUUCCACCAGUGAGGAACUGAAGGGUCAUGAUGAUAGAAUCUGUAGUUCAGGUGCUUCUGCCUCUGAAAACAGCAUGGUGAAUGAUGAAUCUGGGAAGGGUAAGAUGAUGAUGAACACUGAUGCCUUGCAGGAGCACUCUGAUGAUCUAGGAAUGAUUGGAGCAUCAAAAAGUGAAAAGCAUGAGACUGUCUCUGGGUUGAUUAAUUUUGACAAGGAGUUGAUAUGCCCAUUUGAUAUUGAGGAGAUCAGUACGAAGUUCAUUGUUAAAAGCUCUAAUAAGGAAUUGGUGCGAGAGAUAGGGCUUAUUGGUUCAAAUGGGAUCCCAUCAUUUCUACCAAACACAUCUCCUUACUAUCUUAAUGACCCCACGCUAAUGUUGCUGGCCAGGGAAAAUGAGGUUAAUCCACAUAAGAAGUCCUUGAUUAUGGAAAAUCAACUCCAACAAGGUCCAGAAAGGAAUAUGGCAGCCGGUAUAAAGUAUUAUCAUCCUUCCAAUGAUUCUACCAGAAGAUGCUCUAUGGAUGGCAUUGGUGAAGCAUUUUUAGAAACUGAAAAAUUGAGAUUGAAUUGUAUAAAUGGAAGAGAUCAGUCCUCUAGUACAAAUCAAACUUCAGAAGGGGGUUUGGGUAAUUGCUGCAUCAUUAAUGAAUCUUCAUUGAAACCACUAGAGGGCUGGGCUUCUCAAUUUCUGAGGAAGCUUAAGAUUGAUCUGCUUGAUAUGGAUGCUGCACUACCUGAAGAAGCAGUAAAGCCUUCAAAUGCUAGUUUGGAAAGAAGAUGUGCAUGGCGUGCAUUUGUUAAAUCUGCCGUGUCAAUAUUUCAGAUGGUUCAGUCAACAAUUAUACUAGAGAACAUGAUUAAGACCGAGUACUUGAGGAAUGGGUGGUGGUAUUGGUCAUCACUCUCAGCUGCAGCCAAGAUAUCUAAUAUUUCGUCCCUUGCUCUCCGCAUAUACACCCUUGAUGCUGCCAUUGUUUAUGAUGGGCCCUUGCCUGGAUGUAGUUCCACAGAAAUUGAAAAGCUGGGCAGUGAGUCAGACAAAAAGUUGCCCAUCUAUCCAAAUCCCACCAGUAAUCCAAAAUCCAACAGCAGGACAAUUCAAAAAACAUCCAAUUCGGAUUCAACUGACAGGCCCAAACCUAGAAGCAAAUCAAGCAAGAAAAGGAAAGACUGAGGCAGUUGAGCUCAGACAGGAUGACUUAUUUAUCUCACUGGCACAUCAAGUUAAAAGAACAAAGUUCGAUGGCAUCAGAUAAAUUGCUGCCAUGCAGCCUCUCUGUGUACAUAAGAAGCAAGGCUGACACACACUAACAUGGGUUGUUGGAUAGCAAAGCAGAGUCCAUUGGCGUAGUUUUAUGGAGGCAAAGGAAUGUAUUUGCUGGCAAUUUUGGUACAGUUAUCAUCAGAACUAGAGAGAAUCAGAGUCAGGUCUUCUGAAGACUGGAGUCAUCUUCUGAAGACUGAAGUCCUCAUUCGUGUACAUACCAUUGUAAAAAGAAAAAAAAAAGUGUAGUUUAAUCCUAUCAUUCUUUUGUCUUUUUUUCA
This is a messenger RNA of Vitis vinifera (wine grape), 7680 nucleotides long. RefSeq names its product methyl-CpG-binding domain-containing protein 9. NCBI's taxonomy places the organism in Eukaryota, Viridiplantae, Streptophyta, Magnoliopsida, Vitales, Vitaceae. The coding region runs from base 938 to 7309 and encodes 2123 amino acids. The record is from RefSeq and is a predicted model, not a curated record. Gene Ontology annotation, molecular function: protein binding. The transcript has 12 exons. Gene Ontology annotation, cellular component: nucleus.